Molecule: messenger RNA, 2792 nt
Organism: Procambarus clarkii (red swamp crayfish)
Lineage: Eukaryota; Metazoa; Arthropoda; Malacostraca; Decapoda; Cambaridae
Gene: Trp1
Product: translocation protein 1
Biological process (GO): post-translational protein targeting to membrane, translocation
Cellular component (GO): endoplasmic reticulum; endoplasmic reticulum membrane
Source: RefSeq, a predicted model, not a curated record
GUGUGUGUGUGUGGAGGGGGGGCCGCUGCUGCUGGAGGCUGCUGGAACUGUGAUACGUCACGCCAGUGUGGAUCAACAGCAGGUUCAUUGACUCCCGAGGCAGCAGCUGACGCAGCGGGGGUGAGACCGCUGGAGGAGCCUCCUUCACACCCCAGCUGACGUGUUGCUCCUGUACCUCUGCUGCUGCUGCUGCACGGACCCUGGCCGGAAACUGGGCGUUCCACAGCCCCGAGGCGCUCAAGGACUCACAAGGGCUCACAUAUGUGCGCGGAGAGCACCGUUUCCUGGCCCCCGUUUGCUCUUAUAGUUGUUGUAGAGGUGGUGAGCAGCGUGUAACUUCCCCCCCCCCGCUGGAGUGGUGCUCUGCCCUCUGCUGGAGGCUAUAGAGGUACACUAACUAGUUACUCUUGUGUAACGUGACGGGAAUACCCCCGGUGUCGUCUUCACCUACUGCUUCACGCACUUGUGCCUCUCAGCAUGUCUAAGAAGAAACUAAAGGACAUUCCAAUACCUGUGGAGGAGAAGCCCACUAAGCAGGAAUAUGCAGUAGCCACCUACUUGAAGAAGAACUGUCCCACUAAGAAGACAAAGUUUCUCAACCACCAGGUUAACUAUUUCUAUGCAAACAAGGCUGUUGACACACUUCUGGACUCACCAUGGGCAACAGGCAAAGACAUUCUCUUCACUGAUCGCCAAUCUGUGGUCGACUACUGCAAUAAGUUGUUGAAGCAGAAGUUCUUCCAUCGUGCCAAGAAGAUCCCCAUUACUGACAAGGAUCUUAAACCCAAGGAUCUGAAGAAGAAAAAAGAAAAGGAGAGAGAAGAAAAAAAGAAAAAAGAAAUUGAGAAAAAGAAAGAAAAGGAAGAGAAAAAGGGCAAAGAUGACGAGAAAAAGGAGAAUGAGGAGGAGGCGGCGGCAGAAGAGGAGAGCAAGCAAGACGGUUCCAGCGCAGACAAAGAUGAGAAGGAUGUAAAGGAGAAGGAUGAAGAAAAAGAGAAGAAAAAGAAGAAGAAAUCCAAGAUCAAGCUGGACAUGCACUUGGAACAAGUGUUUGUUGAUGGGGGUGAUGCGUAUGUCUGGAUGUAUGAUCCUAUUCCGUUCUGGUACUAUAUCGCAGGGAGUUUGUGUCUAUUUGGCGCCAUUGCUGUUUGUCUCUUCCCUCUCUGGCCACCAAGUGUUCGGAAAGGCGUAUAUUAUUUGAGUGUGGCCGCAGCCGGGUUCUUGGGUGUGAUUUUGGGCCUGGCCGUGUUGCGAUUCAUUGUAUUUGUCAUUAUCUGGGUGUUGACAAUGGGUAUACAUCAUCUGUGGCUGCUGCCCAACCUUACGGAAGAUGUCGGAUUCUUUGCAUCGUUCUGGCCUCUCUAUCAUUACGAGUACCGGGGCGCAGGAUAUGAAAAGAAAAAUAAAAAGAAGAAAAAGAUUAAAGAUGAUGAUGAGGAGAGGGAAGAAGAGGGGCAAGACAAGAGAUCCGAUAUGGAUGACACGCUUGACAGCCCAGACACGGCAGCAGAGACGGACAAACACGAGACGGAUAAUGAUAGGGUUGCUGAAGAGCAGACCGCUGCAAGUGAAACAGAUUCAGAAAACUCAAACUCUCAGGCAUUUGAAAUGGUUGAGAAAGAUGAAGUUGAUGAAGUCGAAUUGGAGGAAAAUGAGGAGAUACCUGAAAAGGGGAGUUGUGUUCAAGAUUUGCAGAAAGAAAUAUCUAAAGAUGAUAUAGAAGAUGAAAAGACCACCGAGUCUUAGAGAAUACUAGCCGUACUUAAAUUGAUGAUGCAAACCAGUGAACGUGAUUGUUGACUUUGGUUAAUGGCAUGUACUCUAAUGUAGAAAUCUCAUGUUUAGUAUUAUGCAGUGUACUCCAGUUUUCUUUAUUUUGAGAUUUGUGACCAGAUAGGUGAAAAUGAUUUUAAUUUGCAAAUUGCUUUUUUUCAUCUUUAUAAUUAGAUGUGGGUUUACUUUUUGUUAUACAUCCAGUACUUGCGAACAAUGAAAUUUUCAUUGAGAUUUGGGCAUUUCAUAACAUGCAUUGUUGUUAUAUUAUUAUUGUAAUAUUUUUCAGAUUAUGGAACUGUUAUCCAAGACUUAUAUUAUGUGGCACGAACAUUUCACUACCAAGCUUGUAGUCACCAUUCAUUACCUAACAACUCUUUUAAAACACCGCAUGUGUGACGAUAACUGGCAUUUUAUUCCCACACGAUUAUGUUAUGUUAUUGAUGCAUCAUAGCUUGGAUGCUUUCUCCAUAUGUAAGGUCAGUGAUAGAAAUACGAAUUGUAAUUACCGUACUAAUCUUUGCCGUUCACGCAUUAUAAAAGUGCUUGCAAUUCUGUUUCGGUGUUCAGCACAAAUUAUGUAGCGGUUAUAAAAGGUUCAGUUUAACCUUUUUGGCAUUUUGGGGUGGGCUAUGUAUUCUUGUUUUUUUUAAAAACCUAUAUUCCUGACCUGUCUCUUCAUUACUACUUCCAGACUUAUUGUUUAGUUAAUUUUUAAUACGAAGAGACUGGGGGGUUAGAUAUUAGACAAAACUUCAUUGUGUUUUUGUUCAAGAAGCAAUAUUUAACCAUUACGUAGAAUGAAACGGUAAAAUUAUUUAUUUUAUGAAUGCUGUAUUCUGUAAUUUUCUUUUCUGGAUUUAGCUUGGGGGAUUAAGUGAACAAGGAAACAGCUGGAGGUAGUUCAUGUGUUCUGUUGUGGUUACUCAAGUUCAUGAAUGGGAACUCUUGGCUGCAUUGCAUUUUUGUACCUAUAUGUAUGGAGGGUAUUAUUUUGUAAUUAUUAAAUGCAAUACUAA